Beta vulgaris subsp. vulgaris (sugar beet) is the source of this 2471-nucleotide messenger RNA. Its product is annotated as glucose-6-phosphate 1-dehydrogenase, chloroplastic. The record is from RefSeq and is a predicted model, not a curated record. The transcript is spliced from 10 exons. Gene Ontology annotation, cellular component: chloroplast stroma. Bases 265 to 2058 code for a protein of 597 amino acids. NCBI's taxonomy places the organism in Eukaryota, Viridiplantae, Streptophyta, Magnoliopsida, Caryophyllales, Amaranthaceae. Gene Ontology annotation, biological process: glucose metabolic process; pentose-phosphate shunt, oxidative branch. Gene Ontology annotation, molecular function: NADP binding; glucose-6-phosphate dehydrogenase activity.
GAGGAAAAGAAAAGCAAGAAUAAUCCAUAGCCUCAUAUUGAAGAUUACACAAGGGCCCUACAUGCUACUACUACUCUCAUCUCAACAGUUUUCUGAUGCCUAACUAUCUUCAGAAGAACUUCAAGAAUUCACCAGGCAAUGUAUCAAAAACAUCUCAAUCUUUUACUUUAAAAUCUAAAUCAAAAUAUCUUUCAUGUAGCUAAAUAAUUCUUGUUCUAACACUUCCAAUUUGGCCACCAAAAACUAACCCAAUUGCAAUAUUGCAUGGCUAAGCAAAUGAGCACUUGCUCAUCUUCAAUAGUAGCAGCAGUGAAAGUUUCUCCCUCUACACUUAAAAAUGGUACUUGUUUUUUGCCAUCAUCUUCUAUUAUUUUCCCUUCAAAACUCUGCUCUUCCAAAUGGGUGUCUCACAUUCUUUCAAGAUUCUACAAAACAAAGUGCUUCAAUUCAGAAUCUCCAAAUGGGCAUCCUUUAAAUCCAGUCUCUCUUCAAGAUGAUGUACCUGUGGCCCCAAUCAUUGCAAAGAAUGUUGAGCCGCUAGAGGAUCUUCAGGCGCUUCCGGUAUUACAUUCUGUCAAAAAAGAUCCCACACUGAGCAUAAUUGUAGUUGGUGCCUCAGGAGAUCUUGCCAAGAAGAAGAUAUUUCCUGCCCUUUUUGCUCUCUUUUAUGAAGACUUUCUAACUGAGAACUUCACAAUAUUUGGUUAUGCACGAACAAAACUGAGUGAUGAGGAGCUGCGGAACAUGAUCAGUGCAACCUUAACCUGUAGAGUAGAUCAGAGGGAAAAUUGUGCUGACAAAAUGGACCAAUUUUUACAACGAUGCUUUUACCAUUCCGGUCAGUACAAUUCUGAGGAUGACUUUUCAAAAUUGGACUGUAAGCUUAAAGAAAAAGAGGCUGGUAGGCUGCCUAAUAGGCUAUUUUACCUUUCAAUACCACCAAACAUAUUUGUGGAUGUGGUGAGAUGUGUUAGCCACCGAGCUUCUUCAGAGAGUGGAUGGACAAGGGUUAUCGUUGAAAAACCAUUUGGACGUGACUCAGAUUCAUCGCGUGAGCUGACUAGAAGCUUUAAACAGUACUUGACCGAGGAACAAAUUUUCAGGAUUGACCAUUACUUGGGGAAGGAGCUGGUUGAGAAUCUAUCAGUUCUACGUUUUUCGAAUCUAGUUUUUGAGCCUCUAUGGUCAAGGAACUACAUCCGGAAUGUCCAAUUGAUAUUCUCUGAAGAUUUUGGUACAGAGGGACGAGGAGGAUACUUUGAUAACUAUGGAAUUAUCCGGGAUAUAAUGCAAAACCAUCUUCUUCAAAUUCUAGCGCUGUUCGCAAUGGAAACGCCAGUUAGCUUAGAUGCUGAGGACAUUAGGAAUGAAAAGGUAAAAGUGCUUAGAUCAAUGAGACCACUUCAGCUUCAAGACGUGGUUGUAGGUCAGUACAAGGGUCACAGCAAUGGGGGAAAAUCGUACCAAGGUUAUACAGAUGAUCCAACAGUACCAAAGAAUAGUCUCACUCCAACUUUUGCAGCUGCAGCAUUAUUCAUCGACAAUGCUAGAUGGGAUGGAGUUCCUUUCCUGAUGAAAGCUGGAAAAGCUCUUCAUACAAAGAGAGCUGAAAUCCGGGUGCAGUUUAGACAUGUUCCUGGAAACUUAUACAAGAGAAUCAUUGGUAGCGAUUCAGAUAAAGCUACCAAUGAGCUUGUUCUUCGGGUUCAACCUGAUGAAGCAAUUUUCUUAAAAAUCAACAACAAGGUUCCCGGCCUUGGGAUGAGAUUGGAUCGCAGUGACCUUAAUUUGUUUUACAGUGCUAGGUAUCGUGGAGAAAUUCCUGAUGCAUACGAGAGGUUACUUCUGGAUGCAAUAGAAGGAGAGCGGAGGCUGUUCAUUAGAAGUGAUGAACUCGAUGCUGCAUGGGCAUUGUUCACGCCAUUGUUAAAGGCUCUAGAAGAGAAAAAGGUAGCACCAGAGCUUUACCCAUAUGGUAGCAGAGGACCUGUUGGAGCCCAUUAUCUUGCUGCUAAACACAAUGUUCGCUGGGGUGAUAUUAGUGGUGAGUACUCGUGAAAUGAUAACCAAGGCAUGGUUAUGUGAGUAGAGUGCUCUAGCCUUUAUGUGGUACGUAUAUUCACUACGGAGCUAAAACUCUGGCAGCUAACUUGUGAAUACAAGCUUGGUGCUGAAUUCCUGUUAUCAUGUAUGAAUGGUAUCGUGAGCAUGGGACGCAUAUACAUAGAGAAUGGAAUAAGCAUGAGAGGAACAUAUUCGACGAAUGAAAAGUUGUUUCUGUAUUGCACACUGUAGAUUUAUCUGUUUGAGUCAAUUUUAUACAAAAUCAAGUGUCUUACUACAUGCUAAGCAUGUAAUGAAUCAGUCAAUUUGUAGUUAAAGCUCUAUUCAUUUUGAUGAACCGAAUGGAUUCUGUUAGUUGAUUUUGCUAACAGUUUGUUGUUAAGAAACAGCAUUGUUGCCCCUUGUCA